Ustilaginoidea virens is the source of this 1998-nucleotide messenger RNA. RefSeq lists its product as uncharacterized. Gene Ontology annotation, molecular function: cyclin-dependent protein serine/threonine kinase regulator activity. The transcript has 4 exons. The coding region runs from base 1 to 1998 and encodes 665 amino acids. Gene Ontology annotation, cellular component: cyclin-dependent protein kinase holoenzyme complex; cytoplasm; nucleus. Lineage: Eukaryota; Fungi; Ascomycota; Sordariomycetes; Hypocreales; Clavicipitaceae. Gene Ontology annotation, biological process: mitotic cell cycle phase transition; regulation of cyclin-dependent protein serine/threonine kinase activity. The record is from RefSeq and is a predicted model, not a curated record.
AUGGACGCCAGACCCUUUCGACCACGCGGCACCGAAAACGCCUUACAGCCUAUCCAUCAUAGACAUAAAUCAACCGGCAACCUGACAAUGGCUGCGGCGGCCACUGUCACGGCUGGUUUUCGCGGCCCGGCGAAACGGGCUGCCUUUGGCGACGUGACCAACACCAAAAUCGUGCUCGGUAAAAGUCAAGACGGGAAGCUUGCCAAGGUGCAGACAGCUACCGGCCUGGUGAGCGCCGCCUUGAUCAACAAGGAAAAUGCCCCCUAUAGCCGAGGAGGCAAGGAUUCCUUUGCUGCCCGUCCCGCACAACGACCGAGCGCCGCAUUAUCAAGUAAGCCCGGCGUGGUCAUGAUUUCUGAACCUGGCAGAAAGCAGCCGGCAGCUGUUGGCGUCGUUCACGACGUCAACACUGCAACAUCGAUGGCGCUGGCAAGCGCCGGGAACCCGGCUGCCGGCCUCGCGCGACCUCGAACCGCGAAUGCACUGGGUCGAGAGACUAUUCUGCCUGCCGCCUCGGUUUCCUUUGACGCUCCGCCCUUGCAACCACGCCAUCACAAGAGUCAGCCACAUCUCAAGCAGCAGCAAAGACAACCGCCGCUGCUUCGCCGAACGCAAAGCAGGCAAUUUGAGAUGGUGGACCUCCCCGCCGACAAGGCAACCAGGUCAGCCGUCUCUACAGAUCCGGGUCGCGUGCCGUCCCGAAUCGCCGAGGAGCAAGCCGCUUACGAUGACCUUUCCCACGAGCUGGAUCAAGACGAGCUGCUGCACCACGUGAAUCAUGCUGACGGCUACGCCGGGAUUCACCCGAGGAUGCAUCACAUUUCAGAAGAGGCGCAACAACACAUUCACGUCGUCCCAUCCAAGGAGUCCCAGACGCAGGCGCUUUCGGAACCCGAGGAGUACUGGGAUGAGGAAGAAGAUGACGACUACGAAGACCAAGACCAAGCUUACACCACUGCCCAUUCCUUCCGCUCCCAGAACCUCACCACAGGUGGCGUCACCACCAUUCUCGCUCCUCGAGUUACGACCAAAGUGCAGCGUGAGCUGGAAGAAGCAAAGCUACAAGUUCAGCAGACUCGAUCGCUGGACGACAUUGAAGAGGAGAUGUGGGAUGUCAGCAUGGUUGCCGAGUAUGGAGAAGAAAUCUUCGAGUACAUGCGUGAGCUGGAGAUCAAGAUGCAGCCAAACCCUCAUUACAUGGAGAUGCAGACAGAGAUCCAGUGGUCUAUGCGCUCUGUCUUGAUGGACUGGCUGGUGCAGGUUCACAACAGGUUUAGCUUGCUGCCAGAGACUCUUUUCCUCACGGUCAACUACAUUGACCGGUUUCUGUCGUGCAAAAUCGUGUCGAUUGGGAAACUGCAGCUGGUUGGUGCCACCGCCAUCCUAGUCGCCUCCAAGUACGAGGAAAUCAACUGCCCCUCGCUCGACGAGAUAGUCUACAUGGUGGACGGCGGCUACACGACGGAGGAGAUUCUCAAGGCCGAACGAUUCAUGCUGAGCAUGCUGAGCUUUGAACUUGGUUGGCCAGGACCGAUGAGCUUUCUUCGCCGAGUGAGCAAAGCCGACGACUACGAUCUCGACACGCGCACGCUGGCCAAAUAUUUCCUCGAGCUGACCAUAAUGGAUGAGCGUUUUGUGGCCUCGCCCCCGAGCUUCUUGGCCGCAGGAGCACACUGCCUGUCUCGGCUGGUUUUGAAAAAGGGCGACUGGAGCAAGGCGCACGUUCACUAUUCGGGGUACACCUGGACCCAACUACGGCCGCUUGUAACGAUGAUGAUUGAGUGCUGCGAACAGCCUCGCCUUCACCAUGCCGCCGUGUUCGAAAAGUAUCAAGAAAAGAGGUUCAAGGAGGCUUCGACGAUUGUUCAGCACGCCUUGGACGCGGGCUUCACGCUGCCUCACCACAGCGUCCCGAUUCGACCUCUCCGCGCGCGGGUCGAAGACGUGCCCGACGCGCUUCAGUAUCCGAGCAGCUUGCUCGUGUCCACUGAGGGCUAG